UAUAAAGAUAGAAAGGAGAGCUCUGCCUUGGCGCCCUCUCCCUUCCAAAGAGAGAAAGAUGACGAAGCUAUUUAUUGGUCUUCUCUUUUGUGCUUUCAUAUCUCUUGGCUCCUGCCACGUCUCCCUCACUUUUCCUCCAGCCCGCAGGCCAGGGUAUGACUUUCUCGACAACGUGAGGACUGGGGGUCCUUGCGGUGUACCAGAUCUUGGUGAUGAUGCUAUGGUGACUACCUUUGCCACUGGAGCUGAAUUUAAUGCCACUUUUCAUCUUGCAUAUCCACACAGGGGUGGAGUGCUUGUAAACAUUCUUGCUGUCAAUGGCAGCUUGAUAGAAGCUCUCUACAGCAAUUGGACCCAGCUUAAUGACAGCACUACACAGUAUGUCACUGUCCAGCUUCCAGAUAAUUUCACUUGUGAUCGCUGCGUCCUUCAAUUACUGAGACAAGCUGGAGAAUGGACUGCAACUGGCGGCUAUUUCUUUUAUACUUGUGCCGAUAUUGAGAUUAAGGAUAACGCCCUUUGUGAUAAUAACAGAUGUGGAGGUAAUGGUAUUUGCAGGGGCGGCAUGUGCAUGUGCAAUCGUACUUAUUCCGGAAAAUUCUGCCAAUACAAAGAUGAAUGUGUUGAUGAUACUGACUGUGGUGGCUCUUCUAGUGGCUCUUGUAUUGAUAUUGGUGGUACUAGCAGACCAAUGAAGCAAUGCUUCUGUAAUCCAGGCAGGUUUGGAGCUGGUUGUGCAAUGGUGUCUUCACUCACUAAUGUCACCAUUGAUCCUAGUGUUUAUACUAUAUACCGUCUCUUUGGUGAGCACCUUCAUUUCUGGGCUAGGAUACUCAAUAAUUCUAAUGGUCAGCCUGAUAUGCUUGAGAUCGCACUCCGUGUCAAUUCAACCGGAUAUGCAGCUAUUGGAUUCAAGCCAACAGGUUUGACGGCAGCUUGCAGGGCACAGGCUCCUGGUAACUUUCCAGUCGGGACUAACCCAUUGUGGCCAAAUGGGACUUUAGAGACUGUGAUUGGAAUCAGUGCUGAAUUUGAUAGAGGAGAUGGGGGCAGUAAUGAAGAAGGGGGCAGUAAUGAGGAGGGGGGCAAUAACGAGGAAGGGGGCAAUAACGAAGAAGGGGGCAAUAACGAAGAAGGGGGCAAUAAUGAAGAAGGAGGCAAUAACGAAGAAGGGGGCAAUAAUGAGGAAGGGGGCAAUAAUGAAGAGGAGGAAGAAGGAGGUGAUACUUCUCUCCAUCCAAUGGACUGUGCUGAUAUUGUGAUUGGUACUGCACGUGAGAACAGGUUCCGUGUUUUUGAUUAUUACACUCGUGAUCGCUCCACCCCUCAAAUGGAUGGGUUUUAUUCUGGGACUCAAGACAUUGUAGGAGCUGUAGGUCGUGAGAUCAAUGGGUUCACCGAAAUAAAGUUCUGGAAGAAACUAACAAGCAGUGAUACUAAUGCUGAUCACAACAUUACUAAUUCUCUGAUGCAAGUUAUCUGGUCACUGGGUCAAGUUUUCCCCAACUACAAUCACAAUCCUAACUCUGGGAUUGAAGCAAGGACUGCUAUGAAUGAGAUGUUCUAUAAACCGGAUGAAAUUAAGUACCACGGAUCUGUCAAUCGUGGAGGUGCAACAAUCAACUUCUUUGUUGCUGAUACUCUAAGCAAUAACACUGCCUGUACUGGAAGCUAUUCCAGUGGUUGUGCCAAUGGCCAGUGUCUUUAUCGAGCCACGUGGGAAGUUAGAGGUAGCUAUGUUCAGUUUAAUGUCACUGGCCGUGUGCCAAUCGGACAAUGGCUUGCAAUCGGGUUCUCCGAUAACAGAAUAAUGCCUCAAACUGAUAUCGCUCUUGCAGCAGUUGGCCCAGAUGGUAGAGGAGAAGUAACUGACAGGUAUGCUACUGUUCGUCUUACACCACCAGCUGACACCAUGAACAAUCUCCUAGCAACCAGUGUCUCCCAUAGCAAUGGUUUCACCACAUUUAGUUUCACACGUCCUCUAUCAACUGGCGAUACUUCUCAAGAUAUUGAUCUAACAAGUCCAAGGUUUUUUGUUUAUGGUUUUAAUGGCACAGCUACUUUUAGUAAUGGAAGAAUAGCUAGUAUAGGGCGGCAUCCACUUAAUCCAAUUGUAUCAAAUGAACGUAUCACACUUGGUACUCCAGCACAGUGUCCAGGUACUUUCCCUAAUCUAAACGCCACCAUUCCUCCUAAUGUCACUAAUCCUAACACUACUACUACUGAUAAUUGUAAUGGACGCUACAUGGCCGGAUGUACUAGUGGCCGCUGUCGGUAUAAUGCAACUUGGACUGUGAGAGGUGAUCAUGUCAAGUUUGAGGUGAAUGGCAUCGUUGGACAAGGUCGAUGGGUGGCCAUUGGCUUCUCUGAUGAUAGAAAUAUGCCUCAAACUGAUAUUGUUCUUGCAGCAGUUAGUUCUAAUGGCAGAGGAGAAGUAACUGACAGAUAUGCUACUGGUAGAACUAUGCCACCAGCUGAUAAUAUGGACAAUAUCCUAUACUCUCGUGUUAUCUACAGCAAUAAUUAUACUUCAUUCACUUUCAUCCGUACCGUUUCAGCAAUUGAUACAACUCAAGAUAUUGAUCUGAUAAGUCCAAAGUUCUUUGUGUAUGCUCUUAAUGGGGCUGCUACCUUUAAUGCUGAUGGAACUAUAACUAGUAUAGGACAGCAUCCAGACAUUCCAAUAGUAUCAGAUGAUCGUAUCACACUGGGUACUCCAGCACAGUGUCCAGGUAAUUUUGAAGAGUUGCUGACUGGUCCUGGUCCAACUGAUGGCAGUGCUACCAUGAUGCUAUCAGUCUUUGUCCUUAUAUUCUGCACACUAUUAGCUUACCUCAUAUAAUCCUUUGACUUGUAUAACUUAUAGAGUCUUGCAGCAUUCAUAUAAUAAAUAAUGCUACAUAUAAAGAAUAAUAAUCAUUGUUUAACCUAAUGUAACUUGUAACUGAUCAUCAUUAUUAUCAUCAUUGUUAUUAUCAUAAGUAGUUUUUAAUAAUCAUAUUUUGAAAA
Amphimedon queenslandica is the source of this 3009-nucleotide messenger RNA. RefSeq lists its product as uncharacterized. NCBI's taxonomy places the organism in Eukaryota, Metazoa, Porifera, Demospongiae, Haplosclerida, Niphatidae. The coding region runs from base 59 to 2842 and encodes 927 amino acids. The transcript is spliced from 19 exons. The record is from RefSeq and is a predicted model, not a curated record.